ACAUGACUGAAGAGCAAUGGAAAAGACGCUUUCCUCUAAAUUUUCUUAUUGUCUGUUUGUUAUUCCAUGUUUUGUGCAAUAUAGAACUAACUGGUGGCAAUGGGUUGGUGUAUUUCCAAGAUUUCGUUCCUUCAGCCAUGGAGAGGCACAUCAAGUCUUCCAGACACUUACCUAUUUGUAUUUUGUUUAGGAACACAGCAACUGAAGGUUCUAAGCUAGAGAAACAUAUUUAUUCCCUAUGGAAAAAUGAAUCAAACAGUUACAAGGACUGGCAAUUUGGGUCUUAUUCUUUUGACAGACAUGAAUCGGUGAGGGAGAGAAAACCAGAGCACAUGCCAGCAGUUAAAUGUUAUCUGGGACAGUCUUCAUCAUAUCUGUAUGAAGGAAAAUCACAAAAGUCACUCAUCAAUCAGUGGCUCAAUAAAUUAGUUGAUCGCCACAGUGAACAGCUUCAGGACGCCUCUCCUGAUCUUGUUAAAGUUGCCAUAGAUACACACAAUACAACAAUCCUGGCUUUUCCAGAUCAUCAUAACCAUCACCAUGUGGAGGAAAAAGUUUUCCAGCUCAGUGAGCAGAUCCCCAGUUGUAAAGCCUUCAUCAUACAUCCAUACUCCAUUCACGCUAAUGAAUUGAAAGAGCUUUAUGAGGUGCCAGAAAUACCUUCUAUUCUUGUGAUAACGAAAGACAGUAGAGGAAAGAACAAAUUUAUUUAUCGGUUAUUCUCCAGACAGCAUAUACAGACAGCUAUGUUAGAAAUCCACCUGAUAGCUUCACAGAUCAGCUCAGUAAUUCCUUACACUGAGGAGGAAUUUGAGAAGAAUGUAAUGACCUUGAGAGGAACCCGUUACAUCCCCAAGGUCAUUGUUUUCUAUGCCUACUGGGGAAGAAAUGUCAAGGCCUAUUUGUCAGCCUUUAGGAGGAGUGUGGAGGAAUUCCGGGAGCUGGGCGUGGCCCUGGAGUAUGGAAUGGUGGACUUAGCACAGGAGGCAGGCAAAAAAUUGGUGUCCAAAUGGAUCAGAAGCAAAGUUGCCAGAAAUGUACCAUUUACCAUACUCUUUCAUACAGAUGAGAGAAAUGACUACCUCAUUCAGGAGGGACUGCUGGAGGACCGCCCCACCCCCUCUGCCCUGUACCAGCUGUUUAAGUCCGCCACUGUCAAUAUUACGUACAAAGACGGGACACUGUUUAAUGAUUACCUCCCUUAUGGUCAAACGGAUGCAACACAGUAUUCUUUACUGGAUGAGGGACCACUGGGCCGUCUUUGUCAUCCCUGGUCACACAAUAUGACAGACAGUGACCCACUUGCUCCUGUAGUCAAACAAAUAAAGAAGAAACCUCCAACUCAGAAGAAACACACUAAGGAAAAGGGCUGGCAUGAAAGGUUUGGAUCUGAAAAUGUGGACAGAAAGCUGAAAAAAUUUCAUGGUAUUCCACUUUUAUCACAUGACAUGUGGUCAGAGGUCAUAGAAAAAUCCCAUGCUCCCUCACACCCCUUGCUGGGAGGAAAUCGCUGGGCAGGGGAGGUGUCAAAGGUAGCACUGGUAGUAUUUGUUAAGGCUGACUGUAGAAGUUGUGUUAAAAGUCUGGAAACUUUACUGAAGGUGCAGAAAUCACUCCAUUUCAUUGAGGGUGGAUCACUGUACUUGGUGAAUUGUACAACAGAGCCUGAACUGUGUGUGACACACAACAUUAGGGGAUACCCUUACAUCACAGCUUUCCGGGGACAGGGAUGGCUAGGGACCUCUCAGUGUGUGUCCCCCGACACCCCACACCUACCCUACUCCAGGGUAGACUACCACGGGGUCAUUCAGGAAAAGGACAUUAUGAAAUGGUUUGGAAAAGUAGCAGGAACAUCUAUUUUGAAUCUCAUGUUUGAAAAACCAAGUGAAGAAAUGAAGGAGGAUUGUCACACUAAGAACCCUGACUACUACUACUCCUACCAGUGCUUUAGGCUGGCUUGUGAAAGGCUGUUUGGGAAGGCAGUCUGUUACACAGUGUACAGCUCAGAGAUACCAGCCAGAGAAUAUCAGGACCAGCACAUGGAACUAGUUAUAACCAAGUUAACAUUACAAAGGCGAGAUGGUGCAGAAGCUGUAAUAACACAGUUGGGAAAAUCUUUGACUGCCAUUUUAGAGGAACAAGAAGGAACUGCUAUUCAUAGAUUUCACAGAAAGCACAGGUAUACCUUUGGUCCUACCUUAAGAUGUGAGGAUGACCAUGGUGUAUGUACAGACUUUAUCACCAGCUUCACACUGGACCACUCCCGUCUACCUGUCACCCACAUCACCUCAGACGCAUUCCACACAGAAAUCAGGUCAGAAGAUGAGGAGUUACCUGUCCUGAUUGCUCUUGUACAUCAAGAAAACAUAACCAAACACUCACCAUUUCUGCAGACACUUCAUGCUGUAGCCAGUGACCUGUACGAUCGUCUGGUGGUGACCACGUUAGACGUCAAUCAAUACCCGGCCUGGGCUGGACAGUUUGUUCCAGCGGAUUACCAAAAAACCCUGAUCAGAGAGGACAGAGAUGUUGAGGGUAUGUACUCUUAUCCCAGAAUGUGUAUCGUGUUCAGAAAGGAUCAUAGAAAAGCUGCAUUUUAUCCACCAAUUGGCAGAAAUAAAAACUCGCCAAAAUGGUUCUUCAAAGAAAAUAUCCAGAAAUAUACCGAACAAGUCCUCUCAAAUCCAAGUAAAUAUAUGAUUCAAACAGAACACUUUUAGAAAGUGUUUCUGAAUUUGUUGAGAUAUGACAUCACAGUAAAGACAAAUUAAAGCUAUAUAUGACAUAUAUGUGCUUAAAAAAUUAUAUAUAUUGUAAACCAACUUUUAAUCGCAUGCGAGAAAUUUUCAAGAAUUUUGCGGGGGCCUAGUCACCGCAAAUAUUUCUCUUGGUGAAUCGAGCUUUAAGGUCUCUGUUUCUAUUAACAACUGAUCCAAAAAAGGCUUGAUCGCAAAGAUUAAUAGUCGCGAACUAGUUUACCCUCGAUAAAUCUCAAAAUAAAGUCGUCCCGAAUAAAAGUUGGUUUACAGUGUGCAAGAUUGAGUUUAUAUAUACAUGCUAUAAUGUUAUUUAUGUUUAAAUGAAAAUUUUUACCAAUAUUUGAAUAGUUAUUGAAUGAAUUUGUGUAAUUUACAGGAAAGUCAUAUCUUAUAAAGUAAGAAAACAAAUACAGA
Saccostrea cuccullata (small rock oyster) is the source of this 3173-nucleotide messenger RNA. RefSeq lists its product as uncharacterized. Gene Ontology annotation, molecular function: protein disulfide isomerase activity. Lineage: Eukaryota; Metazoa; Mollusca; Bivalvia; Ostreida; Ostreidae. The record is from RefSeq and is a predicted model, not a curated record. Gene Ontology annotation, biological process: protein folding; response to endoplasmic reticulum stress. Bases 3 to 2720 code for a protein of 905 amino acids. The transcript is spliced from 23 exons. Gene Ontology annotation, cellular component: endoplasmic reticulum.